AUGUGGACUACACAACGAAGUGAGAGCAUGAACGCAUUUUUUGAUGGAUAUGUGAACUCAAAGACAACUUUAAAGCAAUUUGUGGAACAGUAUGAUAAUGCGUUGAGAAGUAAGGUUGAGAAAGAGAUGAAAGCAGACUUUAAAUCUCGAAACAAAUUGUAUGAUUGCUUAACAUGGUUUGAGUUUAGUGGCAUUAUGUGUGCCCAUGCAAUUACUGUGCUACUUGAGAGGUGUAUAUAUCGACUAUUUUAUUAUCGUGUGAAUCUUGUCAAAGAGGAGGGAGCAAUUUGUACUUAUCAUGUGAAGGAAACUGUUCUUGUGAGUGAGAAAAUGAAGACUGUGGAAUUUGUUGUGCCAGAUAAAUACAUUGUAUCAAGAUGGAGAAAAGAUAUCGAAAGAGGGUACACAUGCAUUCCAACCGCAUACACUAAAGUCGGGGCUGUUCUUAAUGCAAAGUUACAUGAAAAAUACCACAAGAUGUUGGACAAAAUCAUAGAAAUUUCUGCCAACAAUAAUGGUAAACACGAAGUGCUUGAUCUUGGGUUGAUAGAAAUCAAUGAUAGAGUGAGAAAAGAUCAAUCGGGUAGUGCGAGUCAUGCACCACCUUCUACUAGUGACGUGCCACCUUCUACUAGUAAUGUACCACCUUCUCAUAGUUCGUUGAGAAGUCCAUCUGCUCGUAGUACUACAAAAGCAAGCAUGUCUUGCAAGAUGCUUAGUCUUAUAGUUGCUCGCCAAAGAGGACGUCCAUAUACCAAACGGAAGGUUAGCAAAGUGGAUGAAAUAGUGAAUCAAUUGAAGGAAAAGAGUAAAAAGCCUCCAAAAGCACGGUCACUUUUGGUCUAUAACAUUGAGAAAGAGAUCUAA
Messenger RNA from Camellia sinensis, 867 nucleotides. The record is from RefSeq and is a predicted model, not a curated record. Lineage: Eukaryota; Viridiplantae; Streptophyta; Magnoliopsida; Ericales; Theaceae.